Molecule: messenger RNA, 731 nt
Organism: Bactrocera neohumeralis
Lineage: Eukaryota; Metazoa; Arthropoda; Insecta; Diptera; Tephritidae
Exons: 3
Coding region: 130-612 (160 amino acids)
Source: RefSeq, a predicted model, not a curated record
GGCAGAAAAAAGCGUUCAGGGUGGACCGUAAAGGAUGAGUUGGAGCUGCUGGAAAAAUGGGAGGCACGUUCCCACGACCUCCGGCGUGAAAAGCGAAAUGCUCAUAUAUACAAUGAGAUUUCGCAGGAAAUGGCACAAAAAUAUACCGCCGAGGAAAUUCACUGCAAAGUAAAAAACAUGACCAAGAAAUACAGAGAGGAGAAAACCAAAAUUGGCCCUUCUGGUGGUAGUCCCUCGCCUUGGAGGCAUUAUAAUGCUGUGAAUCGCAUAAAAGGGUGUACUGCCGUUAAUUCGGCUUUGUACAUAGAGACCUACUCGUAUUCCGAGAAUUCAACAUUAACACAAUUGUUGCCGCCGUUCGACCCACCAUUAUCACCUCCGUCACCAUCGCCAUCAUGUCCGCUGCCACCUUCGUUGCCGUCACCACCACCAUCAUGUCCGCUGCCACCUUCGUUGCCGUCACCACCACCAUCAUGUCCGCUGCCACCUUCUUUGCCGUCACCAUCACCUUCAUGUCCGCUGCCGUCACCAUCACCUUCAUCUGCAACAAGAAAAAGCAAUUUUAGCGCCGAGUUCUUAAAGGUUUUAAAAAAAAACAAACUGAGAUAUUAGAAAGGGUUGCGGAUGAAACAAAGCACGUUUCAGAGGAAAUACCUCAGACUGUUCGACAACACAAUAAUUUGUCCGAAAGAUUUUUAACCCUUAUGGAGAACAUCGCAGAAAAACUUUAA